AAGCUCCCACGGCGAUUGUCGACACUGACACCGCGGACACGGGUGCUGUUAAACGACCGAAAAUCAGUGGGCCAGGCAAAGACGAUGAGAAGUCUGUGGAGGCAUCCAGUGACGUCAUACCAAUGGAAGACGUCAUCUCUGGAGGGAAUGACGUCUUAACGAUGGUUGAGAAACCUUCGGAACCGGUGGUGGUUGGGACGGGUAGUGCGGAUACGGUAGGGUUUAGGGAUUACUGUUUUCUAGUUAUAUAG
This is a messenger RNA of Sphaeroforma arctica JP610, 251 nucleotides long. RefSeq lists its product as hypothetical. The transcript has a single exon. NCBI's taxonomy places the organism in Eukaryota, Ichthyosporea, Ichthyophonida. The annotation marks the transcript as partial. The record is from RefSeq and is a predicted model, not a curated record.